AUGCCUCAAUCCUCACGAGAAUCCAGGUUUUCAACGCGCGACGGCGAUGAUGCACGCCGUGACCAUUCACGUCACGAAGAGCGAUCCCGGCAUCACCGCGACAAGAGAUCGCUCUCGCCAAAUGGAAGCCCGCAAAGGCACUCGUCUGACCGCAGGAAACGAACAGCGUCUCCCCGAGACAGUGACAGAGACCGGGACAGGGAAAGGGAGCAUAAGAAACGACGCUCGGCUGAAGGACACCACCAUCAUCACCACCAUCGCCACCACCACCACCACUCCUCCUCGAGUCGCACUGAGAAGCCCUGGGCCGCGGAGCUGCCCUUCGGGGCGCGGCAUCUCUCAAAGGACGACUUGAAGGCGUUUGAACCGUUGUUUGGGGAGUACCUGAGCUUGCAGAAGCAGCGUGACAUUGCCGGCAUGGACGAGCGGGAAAUUCGGGGCCGAUGGAAGAGCUUCGUGGGCAAGUGGAAUCGGGGGGAGCUGGCGGAGGGGUGGUAUGAUCCUGAAAUGUUCCAGCGAAUACUCGCGCGGCACCCGACGACCGAGGGGCAGCGUGAAAGAGAAGAGCGACAGCAGCAGCAGCAGAAGCAGUACUCUUCACGAGAUGUGUCUGUUGAAGACGACCGUUACAACAGCGGUGGCGAUGACAGCGAGGACGAAGACUACGGCCCUGUUCUUCCUGGUGCCUCGGGCGGAAGCCGCCGGGUUGGCGUUGGGAUCCCGAACAAGGAGGACCUUGCUCUACGGGACGAGCUUGUGGAAGAGUCAAGAGAGGCGGACCGGGAAGGACUACGAGCGGCCCGCAAAGCCGACCGCAAGCUACAAAAGGAACGCCUGGAGGAGCUGGUGCCCCGCGCCGAGGCCGGGACGCGCGAGCGCAAGCUGGAGAAGCGGCAAGAGGUCAACGACAAGAUGCGGCAGUUCCGGGAGAAGAGCCCCGGCGGGGAGGUGCGCGACAGCGAGCUGAUGGGCGGCGGCGACAGCCUGGAGGAGUACAAGAAGGCCAAGGAGAGGGAGCAGCGGCGCAAGUCGGAGCGGGAGAUUCGGCGGGAGGAGAUGGAGCGGGCGAGGAGGGAGGAGAUUGAGGCCAAGAGGAGGGCGUGGCAGGAGAAGGAGGACCGGACGGUGAGCAUGCUGAGGGAGCUGGCCAGACAGCGGUUUGGGGGGGUUUAG
This is a messenger RNA of Trichoderma reesei QM6a, 1173 nucleotides long. RefSeq lists its product as uncharacterized. The record is from RefSeq and is a predicted model, not a curated record. NCBI's taxonomy places the organism in Eukaryota, Fungi, Ascomycota, Sordariomycetes, Hypocreales, Hypocreaceae. Bases 1 to 1173 code for a protein of 390 amino acids. The transcript has a single exon.